This is a messenger RNA of Amphibalanus amphitrite, 1287 nucleotides long. RefSeq lists its product as uncharacterized. Bases 1 to 1287 code for a protein of 428 amino acids. Lineage: Eukaryota; Metazoa; Arthropoda; Thecostraca; Balanomorpha; Balanidae. Gene Ontology annotation, biological process: DNA integration. The transcript is spliced from 2 exons. Gene Ontology annotation, molecular function: nucleic acid binding. The record is from RefSeq and is a predicted model, not a curated record.
AUGGCCGAAUUGGAUGCCGCCGUUCGCGGCUUGAACCUGGCCGUGGCGUGGGGCGUGACAAACAUCGACCUAAGGACAGACUCGGCGACAGUGCACCGCUGGGUGGACGACGCGCUCAGCGGCCGCGCCCGCCUCCGGACGAGAGCGGCCGGUGAGAUGCUAAUCAGACGCCGUGUCGACCUCAUUCGACAGCUAGCCAACGAACUGGAGCUCAAGGUCACCGUCACGCUGGUUCGCUCGGAGGAGAACCUCGCCGACGCCCUGACGCGAGUGCCGAAGGAGUGGCUGCGUGACGAGUGUGAAGAGAGCAGGAUGUCGGUGACGGCCGAUGACGGAGUCGGCGACUCGGCCGCCCGUGGGCAGGUGGUCGUUGGUGCUGGUGCUGCAGAUGCCGUCAGGUCGUCUGUGCAAUCGGUGCACGAGCGGGCCGGUCACCCUGGCGUUCGUCGGACGCUGUUUUUCGCGCGGCGAGAUGUGUCUCGAGACGUGACGAGGGCUCUGGUGCGCGCGGUCGUGACGACUUGUGAUGUGUGCCGAUCGAUAGACCCGGCGCCUGUGCGGUGGCGGCACGGCUCGCUAGAGGUGGCGGCAGUAUGGGAGCGCGUCGCGAUGGACGUGACCCACCACCAGGGGCGGAGCUACCUAACCGUCAUCGACUGCGGGCCCACGCGGUUCACCGUCUGGCGCCCGCUCGGCCGUGCCGACACAGUGGAGGUCACCGGCCACCUGGAACAGAUCUUCCUUGAGCGCGGCGCGCCCAAAGAAAUACUGGCGGACAAUGACACGGUGUUUCGGGGCCGGCGACUCGCCUCGCUCGUGGCACGGUGGGGCAUUGCCCUGAGAUUCCGCGCCGUGCACGAGCCGGGCGGCAAUGGCGUAGUGGAACGGUGCCAUCGAACUGUCAAGGUGAUCGCGGCUAGGAGGUGGUGCCCUGUGUCCGAGGCCGUCCACCUCUACAACGUCACUCCUCGUGACGGCCGGACGGCGGACACCGCGCCAGCGGCCGGGGUGUACCGCUACGCGGUGAGAGACUGCGUCCGCCCAGGGCAUACGCCAGUCGAUACCGACGGGGAUGGCGCCCAGCCUGCGCCAGCGCUGACUCAGCCGACCGACACCCGGCUCCGGGUAGGGGACCGUGUGUGGGUGCGGCGCCGCGGCACCCGCUGUACCGAGACGUCUCAGCGCGGGACGGUUACGGGCGAGCUCUCAGAACAGGUGCUGGAGGUGGACGGCGUUCCGUGGCACGUCCGUAACCUGCGACCGCGCUGCUGCACCCAGCCGGAGUGA